GUUAUUCUUUUGUUCUAGAUUUAAUAUUAAUUGUAAUAUAAAAGGUCGGGGUUCACUUAAACAACUAAGAUCUAUACCGACCAACCAACUAACAUAUUCGUCAAUAUAUUCUUAUAACUGGCCUGGUCUAAUUUACGUUAUCAAUAACAAUAUUUACUACCACACAUUACUUAUUUUGUUUGAAUAUUUCAAACCGAUUAUUAUUGACUACUCAAAACACGUUUUAUUAGAAUUCCUUGCCCUGCCCACAUAGUCACUUUUUCCUAGAGAUGUUACCUUUCAAUUUAUGUUCCAAAUCCCCUUUAAAUGUGUGUGUUCUCCUGAACACUACCAUUAAUUAUAUAAAAUAAAUAAUAAGAAUCAUGCAUCCUCUGGGCUACACCCUCUGCAUCUUCUUCCUAAUCACCCAAUUCAUCGGAACCACCUCCCAGCAAUUAUUAUUAGUACCUCCCCCUGUUUCCUGUCCCAACACCACAACUUAUACUCCUAACAGCACAUAUCAAGCCAAUCUUAAUUCUCUUCUCUCCAUCCUCUCUUCCAAUGGCACCCGCAAAAAUGGUUUCUACAGUUACCCCGCCGGCGGCCGCGAAAACUCCGAGGACACCUCGUACGGCAUGUUCAUGUGCCGGGGUGAUGUCUCCACCGACGACUGCGUGGCGUGUGUAAGAAAUGCUAGCAGAUACAUACUUAAGAUCUGCCCCAACGGAAAGGCUGCUGUUGUCUGGUACGAUUUCUGUAUGUUGCGUUUCUCCGACAGUCCUAUGUUCGGGAGAGCCGACCAGUGGCCUGCGAAGAUUGUAUAUUUAUUAGAGAAAGAUUCUCAGCCGGCUAGGUUCAUGGAGGCUGUCGGGAGCACGUUGAAUGAGGUGGCCACUCGAGCCGCCGUCGGUCAAUCCGGCAAGAAAUUUGCGACUCUAGAAGGUAACUACACUGCAUUUGAGAGAAUCUAUAGUCUUGGGCAGUGCACUCCUGAUAUUUCCAAUUUGGAUUGUGAGAGUUGCCUGAGAGCUGCAAUCGGACAACGGCGUUCAUCACUGGGUGCAACUAUUCUCUUCCCAAGCUGUAUUGUUAGGUAUGGAGUGACUCCCUUCUACACUAGCACAGCCGCCUCUGCGCCACCACCGGCCGCCGUUCCUACGCCGCCUCCUCCUCCUCCUCCCGCUACCGGUGAAGGAAACAACGGAAAUUCAUCUUCAAAAGUGAUUAUUGCCAUUGUAGUCCCUUUUGUUGGGAUUAUACUCUUCAUUGCAAUCUUCUCAUUUGUGAGAGUUAAAAAAGCCAAGAAACAAAAUACUACAACAGAGCAAACAGAUGUGUCUGGCAUUUCAACAGAGGAUUCCUUGCAGUACGAUCUUGCUACCAUUCAAGUUAUUACAGAUCAUUUUUCACCCAAGAGUAAAAUCGGUGAAGGUGGAUACGGUUCUGUAUACAAGGGAAAGCUUCCCACCGAACAAGAGGUAGCUGUAAAACAGCUUUCAAGAAAUUCAAAACAAGGAGUUCAAGAAUUCGAGAUGGAGGUCAAAGUAGUUGCGAAGUUACAACACAGAAAUUUAGUAAGGCUACUGGGAUUUUGCUCCGAAGGAGAAGAGAAGAUACUAAUCUAUGAAUUUGUGCCCAAUAAAAGCCUUGACUACUUUUUAUUUGACCCUAAAAAGCGGCACUUAUUGGAUUGGUCUAAACGUUACAAGAUAAUAGAAGGGAUAGCACGAGGGUUGUUAUAUCUUCACGUAGAUUCUCGGCUUAAAAUCAUACAUCGUGAUCUCAAAGCAAGUAAUAUAUUAUUAGAUGGAGAUAUGAAACCGAAAAUAGCUGAUUUUGGCAUGGCCAAAAUAUUUGGAGUUGAUCAAUCCCGAGGAAAGACAAACAGAGUUGUCGGAACAUAUGGCUACAUGCCUCCUGAGUAUGUAAUGCAUGGCCGCUUCUCUGUGAAGUCUGAUGUUUAUAGUUUCGGUGUUCUGCUUUUGGAGAUUGUAACGGGGAAAAGCAGAACCAAGUUCAGUGAUCCAAGUGGAGUACAUGAUCUUCUUAGCUAUGCUUGGAAACAUUGGAGGGAUGGCACACCUCUAAGAAUAGUGGAUCCAGUGUUUGGAGAAUGCUACUCAAGAAAUGAAGUCAUCCAAUGCAUCCAUAUUGGCUUGUUAUGUGUUCAAAAAGAUGUGGACAAAAGGCCUACAAUGACAAAUGUUGACCUCAUGCUCAAUAGUUAUUCUAUUACUAAAUCAGCCCCUCGUGAACCGGCAUUUUUCUAUGGUGGAAGAUCAGAGUCGAAAGGGGGAGAGUCUGAUAAUUCUACAAGCAAGUCAAUCCCAUUGUCUGUAAAUGAAAUGUCCAUUACUGAGCUAGAUCCAAGAUGAGGGAGAGAAGCAAAGAAUCCAGUCAUGGAGUGCAAGGAUGAUAUUUAUGCAAAUUGAAAAACAAAGUUUUGAUGUAUUAAAUUCCGGUCCAUAGGUUUGGCGUUGUCUGGGAAAAGAAGAUUUUUUUUUUUUUUUUUUUUUUGUUCUUCAUUCAUCUUCAACACAGUUUUGAACUUGUAAUUAUGACGUCCUGAAAAAGAACAAAUCAGACUUGAAGAAUGAAGAAGACAGAAAGACGAAAACAAUAAUUGAUGGAGAAAGAUACCCUAUGCUAAAUGCAUAAAAAUUAAGAAUUACAGUUGUAUUGAACUAUAAUUUAGUCAUCAUAUAUAUAGGGGAGGUCGGGUUCAACCCUCUAAAAAGUGUGGACACAAUGAACUCCGCUCUUAAAAAUUUUCAAUAAUUAUAAAUUUGAUCUCAUGUAUGUGAUCAUUCCUCACAACAUCGAGCCCGUGACCUUUCAUUUAGAAUGGUAACAAUGAUGUCAUCAGACCACAAAGUA
Ipomoea triloba (trilobed morning glory) is the source of this 2856-nucleotide messenger RNA. RefSeq names its product cysteine-rich receptor-like protein kinase 25. The coding region runs from base 363 to 2354 and encodes 663 amino acids. The record is from RefSeq and is a predicted model, not a curated record. Gene Ontology annotation, biological process: protein phosphorylation. Lineage: Eukaryota; Viridiplantae; Streptophyta; Magnoliopsida; Solanales; Convolvulaceae. The transcript is spliced from 7 exons. Gene Ontology annotation, molecular function: ATP binding; protein kinase activity.